AUGGCUGGGUUCACGCACUUUCUCAAGACAAUCUUCAUACCGCUCUUCCUCGCCGCCCUCCUCUACAUCGCCCUCGCGCACGUCCUCCUCCCCUUCAUCCGGCGCCACCGCACCCGCUACUCGCAGUACCUCCCCAUGCCCAGCACCGCUCUGACCUCCACCACCGCCUCCUGGCGCACCCGCAUAUCGGACGCCCUAUUCAACCUCUUCGUGCCCUCGUCCUGGCGAGCCCGGACCGUCGUCGACGGCAGCGGCGCCGAGCACAACGAGGACGAGCUGUUUGACGACGAGGAGGGCGAGGGCAUGAUCGGCUUUGAUCCGAUUGAUGAGCGGAGGAGGGAGGCGCUUGAACAAAGGAGGAGUAUGAUGGGGGAGGACGAGCGGAGGCUGAGUAGGGAGCUCGAGGAGGGGUUUAAGGAUGACAGUGAUGAC
Molecule: messenger RNA, 432 nt
Organism: Trematosphaeria pertusa
Lineage: Eukaryota; Fungi; Ascomycota; Dothideomycetes; Pleosporales; Trematosphaeriaceae
Exons: 2
Source: RefSeq, a predicted model, not a curated record